UCUUCCCUCUUCAGCCAGCUCAGGUACAGCAGAGCACACCAAGCACCGCUCGGGGGAGGCUUCACUGCUGUCACGACUGGUCGCCCGGCUCUGGGCACCCUGACGUACUCAUCUCAGUCUUCCUUCUUGACCCACGCGCCAACCGUCGACAUGGCCAAGUACGCAAACCCCCCGCAGCCGCCGCCGCUCUUUACCGGCACCAAGGACAGCAUCGUGGCCGACUCCAAGAGUUUGUGCGACCGGACUCGCUCGCUGUUAGACUCGCUUGUGGCCAAUAUUAAGCCCGCCGAGAACCCGGCCGCGGCCACCUUCGACUCCGUCAUCCGUCCGCAAGUCGAAGACGAGAACGAGAGCUCCCUUAGCGCCCGGAUCCUCGGUUUCUACCAAUAUGUCUCGGCAGACAGUGCUCUCCGUGACGCCAGUACCGAGGCUGACAAGAUCCUGGACGAGUUCGCCAUUGAGUGCAGCAUGCGUGAGGACGUUUUCCGCCUCGUGGAUGCCGUCUACCGGAACUCCGGCCUCGCCGAGAGCCUUGAGAAGGACAAAAAUCGUCUGAUCGACGAGGCCUUGGCCAAGUCUGCUGGCUUGGAUGACGUUGAAAGUGCGCGGCUGCUGGAGAAGGAGAGGAAGAGCUACAUCAGGAAUGGCCUGGGUCUGCCGGAGGGCCCCAAGCGGGACCGGUUCAAGGAGAUCAAGAAGAGACUCAGCCAGAUUCAGAUUGAGUUUCAAAAGAACCUGAACGAGGAGAAUGGUGGCAUCUGGUUCACCAAGGAAGAACUCGACGGUGUCCCCCAAGAUGUCCUGGACACUCUGGAGAAGGGCACCGGUGAGAACGAGGGCAAACUCAGGCUCACGUUCAAGUACCCCGAUCUCUUCCCUACCCUCAAAUUCGCAAAGAAUCCCGAGACACGUCGCAGGGUGUUCAUCGCAAACGAGAACAAGUGCAACCAGAACGUCCCGCUGUUCAAAGAGGCCAUCCUGCUCCGGGACGAGGCCGCCCGUCUCCUUGGCUAUCCGGACCACGCCUCGUUCCGGAUUGAGGACAAGAUGGCCAAGACACCGAAAACCGUGCUUGACUUCCUCGGGGAUCUCAAGAGCCGCCUGGCUGCUGGAGGUGUUAAAGAAAUCGAGCACCUUCUUGAACUCAAGAAGAAGGACCACGAAGCGCGUAACCUUCCCUUCGAUGGCAACUACUACCUCUGGGACCACCGAUUCUAUGACCGCAUGAUGGUUGAGCAAGAGUACAGCAUCGAUGAGAAUGCGAUUGCCGAAUACUUCCCGCUGAAGUCAACAGUUGCCGGCAUGCUCCGCAUCUUCGAGGAACUGUUUGGUUUGGUCUUUGUCGAACUCACACCCGAAGACCGCAAGCGCAUCUCCCCCACUGGCAAGGGUGAGGAUAUUGCAUGGCACGAGGAUGUCAUCAUCUUCAGUGUCUGGAACGAUGAGAGCGAAGGCGAUGGCUUCGUGGGUUAUCUGUACCUUGAUCUUCAUCCUCGCCCUGGCAAGUACGGCCACGCGGCCAACUUUAGCCUUCAGCCGGGUUUCCUCAAGCCGGACGGCACCAGGCGCUACCCCGCCACUGCUCUGGUCUGCAACUUCAGCAAGCCCACGGACAAGAAGCCCUCCCUCCUCAAGCACGACGAGGUCGUCACUCUCUUCCAUGAGCUUGGUCACGGUAUCCAUGACUUGGCCGGCCGGACCCGGUAUGCUCGAUACCACGGCACUUCGACGGUCCGCGAUUUCGUCGAGGCGCCCAGUCAGAUGCUCGAGAACUGGUGCUGGACCCCGAGCCAGCUCAAGAGUUUGAGUAGCCACUACGAGACGGGCCAGCCAAUUCCGGAUGAUCUCAUCGAGAAGCUGAUUGCCACCAAACAUGUCAAUGACGCUCUGUUCAAUCUGAGGCAGCUGCACUUUGGCUUGUUCGACAUGACGGUCCACACCCCCGAAACACAUGAAAAGCUGGAGAAGCUGGAUGUGAGCAAGCUGUACAACGAGCUGCGUGUGGAAAUCUCCCAGAUUAAGGGCCCUGAGGCGCAGGGCGAGCCAAGCACAUGGGGCAACGGUCAGGCGACGUUUGGGCACCUGAUUGGAGGCUACGACGCCGGUUACUACGGUUACCUCUCCUCGCAGGUGUACUCAACUGAUAUGUUCUACUCUGUUUUCAAGAGCAACCCGAUGGACCCUGUGCAGGGCCGCCGCUAUAGGCACACAGUGCUGGAGAAGGGCGGGUCGCAGGACGAGAUGCUCACUCUCGAGCAAUUCCUGGGAAGGAAGCCGAGCACCGAAGCAUUCUACAAGGAGCUUGGACUGGAAAACUGAGAUAUCCCGUUGAAGGAAUUCGUCCAGCUUAGUUAGCAUCCGAGUGGUAACGUACAUGUCCAUGAAGCCCUGCAUGAUGCAGCACGGCACGCACAUAGGACU
Molecule: messenger RNA, 2421 nt
Organism: Thermothelomyces thermophilus ATCC 42464
Lineage: Eukaryota; Fungi; Ascomycota; Sordariomycetes; Sordariales; Chaetomiaceae
Exons: 3
Coding region: 151-2319 (722 amino acids)
Biological process (GO): peptide metabolic process; proteolysis
Cellular component (GO): mitochondrial intermembrane space
Molecular function (GO): metalloendopeptidase activity
Source: RefSeq, a predicted model, not a curated record